GACAAGGAGGAGGAAGAGGAGGAGGAGAAGAAGAGGAACAUGAGGAACAUGAAGAACAGGAGGAAGACGUGGAAGAAGAGGAAGAGGAGAACGACGAUGAGGAGGAGAACGAGGAGGAGGAGGAGGAAAAGGAGGGAGAGGAGGAAGAGGGGAAGAGGGGAAGAGGAGGAACAAGAAGAACAGGAGGAAGACGUGGAAGAGGAGGCUGAGGAGCAGAACGAGGAGGAGGAGGAGGAAGAGGAGGAAGAGGAGCCUAUUAGGAGGAAGAGGCAGUGGAAGAGGAGGAUGACGAACUCACCUGGGCGUGUCCUGCAGUUUGCAAGGCGAUGGUGUGCAGAGCGUGGCGACGAAGGGCAGGGACGUCGACUGGAGGUUCUGCCUUCGGACGGGCGCUGAAGAAAACUCGGGGGGCUGAUGCUCUAGCCCCCACCCUUCCCCCCCCCAAAAAAAAAUAAAAAAUAAAAAAUAAAUCGUGGGCCUGAGG
Chara braunii is the source of this 484-nucleotide messenger RNA. The record is from the annotation of a GenBank genome assembly. NCBI's taxonomy places the organism in Eukaryota, Viridiplantae, Streptophyta, Charophyceae, Charales, Characeae.